AUGUCUCCCACGGUGGGACUCACCCUGGUUCAACCUCCACCGUCAUGCCACGCGAUCGACGUUGUUUCGCUGUCAUCCGCACCGACAACGACGCCGACGACAGCGACGACGACGAUGAGUGCGAUCGCGACGCCGAGCCCGAUACCGAGCACGCCGCGGACGCCGCCUCCGCUGGACCCGCGGGCAAUCACGGACCCGAGCGAGAUUGCAGCGCAGCUGGCGGCCCUGACACGGCGGGAAGCGGAGGUGACGCUGGCGCUGAACGCGCUGAUCAGCGACCGCGCCGGUGUCGACGGAGCACUGCAGCGUCUCCAAUCUCUGACACCGCACAUCGACUCGCUCUCCGCCCAAGUUGACGGAGUCGGCAGCUCCUCAUCUUCUCGGCCAUUACCGGCACUGAGGCGAGACUCGCAGCAGUCCCUCGGCCUCGGGUCGCCAGGAUUAGGCCAGCACGGCUUUGGCUCUCAGCACUUCGACGAGACAGUGCUGGGACAGGAGAACGAGGGCCUCGUUUCGCGCGUUUCGAGGGUGUAUGAGACCUCUGAGCGCGUGGGUGGAAAGGUCAGGCGGCUGGACGAGGAGAUCGGCCGUGUGCGACAGUCCGCCGACGUCGUGACCGAGGUGCUGGAGCUGAAGAACUCACUGGCGAAUUUGCGCGGAUACAUCGAGAAACACGAUUGGGAGAAUGCGGCGAGGGCAUGCCGAAGGGCUAUGGACGUGCGGCCCGACGUGCUGAACGGUGGCUUUGCGGCGACAGUAGUGCCGACGACGGAGUCCCCGCUCCCGCCGCCACAACAACUCGACGAGCUGCGGCAAGUGCUCCUGACAACGUUUAGGGCUGAGUUCGAACUGGCCGCAGACAGACGGGACGAGCAGGAGAUUUCGCGGUACUUCCGUCUCUGGCCGGGAAUCGGGGCCGAGGAUGAGGGCCUGGCAGCGUACGGCGACUUUGUUGUCGAGCUCGUCCAGUCUCGAGCCCGGAAGGACAAGGACGGUCAGCGCUCUUCGCCGCUAUACUACCUUGCGCAGCUCACGAGUCUGCUUGAGGCAAUCGCCCACAUUGUCGACCAACACCAGCCUGUCAUUGCAAAGUACUACGGUCGAGGGCGUAUGGGCAAGGUUGUCGCGAGACUGGUGCGGGAGAGUGACCGCGUUGUCCAGCGUUUGGUCGAGGGAUGGGAGGAGGAGCGAAGAGUCGGCCGUCUCAUCGCUGACACGGAGAGUUCGACCUUCCCGCUGUUGAGCAACCCCGCGCUGCUGCCGCCACUUUUCCCCAGUCUCGUCUCCACGGCUGGUCAACUGUCCCUGGCCAACCUGGCGAAUACGACGAGCAACAUCUCGAAUGCCCUGCAGAGCUACGCGCCCCGUGUGAAAGGCGGGGUGACGCCGGCGGCGACGCCGAUUCCGGAAGAGGACACUGGCCCCGACGCGCGCGAUGUCGACCGAAUCCUUGGCGAGCUCGUAGCCCUGGGAGGACGAUGGGCGCUCUUCCGCCGCUUCAUCUUUGCGCGGUUGCGCGAGGAUGCCGAGCCUGACGCUGCGACGUCUGACCCGUCUAAACGCGCCGAGGGCGCCGACGGCGCCGAGGACAGCGGAGAGGGCGAGGUCAGUGCCAAGACCGCCGACGUUGACGAGAGCAUCCUCACGUCCUCGCUGAGCCAGCGGGCGAUGGAGAACCUGCUCCGGACAUACUAUCUCCCCUUGGAGGAGUGGUACCUCCGCACCGCGGUCGAGAAGGCGCACAAGCUCGACCAGGCGGAUGCAGGCAGCAAGCCGUACCUCUCCUCGAUUCUGGACGACACGUUCUACCUGGUCAAGAUCGUUCUUUCGCGCGCGCUCUCGUCCGGAUCGCUCGAUACGCUGGCGCGGAUGCGGCAGCGCGUCGCCCAAGUGCUCGAGAGGGACUACAUCGACGUCCUCUCGCGCAAGAUGGAGGCGGUGUAUGCCGCCGGCCAGGGCGUGAGCUACGACCGGGCCGAGAAAGAGCGGAGGGAAAAGGACCAGCGCACAGCCGUCAUCAUAUACCUGAACGACCUGGAUUUGAGCGGCACGUACGUCGAGAGGCUGCUCUCUGAGUGGCGCGCCCAGCCCCCCGCGGUCUGGGACGAGAGCGAGCUGCCCCGUGUCACGGAAGAAUUGGAGCUGUUCGGCGACCUCGCGCUCAAGUUCCGCCUGAAGUGCAAGGCUGGGCUUGAUGCGCUGUUCGCCAACGUGCUCCGCCCGCGCGUGCGACAGCUCCUGGAUGAGGUGUACAAAGACGUACGCUACGUGCUGGACGAGGACAGCUUUGCGGACGCCGAGGAGCGCGACGUGGUCCGCCGCCGCUUCGUGCGCCUCUUCACAACCCUGACAGAAGAAUACAAGGCCUACCUGUCCGAUUCCAACUUCCAAUCCCUCUUCGCGCUGCUCCUUGAAAGUCUGGUUAGGCCGUGGGAGAAACUCGCCAUGGGCCUGCAGUACACCGACUUUGGAGCUGUCCGGUUCGAGAGAGAUAUCAAGAACAUUGUCAACUUCCUCAACAACCAGACGAGCUUUGGCCUGAAUGUCGUCCGCGAGAAGAUGGUGCGGCUGAACCAGAUCGCACUCGUGCUCAACUUUGACGAAGACGAGCUUGCCGACAUUGACAACGUGGGCGUGCCGUGGCGACUGUCCAGUAAUGAGAUUCAGCAGGUGCUCGAGCUCCGCGUUUGA
This is a messenger RNA of Trichosporon asahii var. asahii CBS 2479, 2691 nucleotides long. Its product is annotated as intra-golgi family transport-related protein. NCBI's taxonomy places the organism in Eukaryota, Fungi, Basidiomycota, Tremellomycetes, Trichosporonales, Trichosporonaceae. The record is from RefSeq and is a predicted model, not a curated record. The transcript is spliced from 2 exons. Bases 1 to 2691 code for a protein of 896 amino acids.